Alosa alosa (allis shad) is the source of this 571-nucleotide messenger RNA. Its product is annotated as cytochrome c oxidase copper chaperone. NCBI's taxonomy places the organism in Eukaryota, Metazoa, Chordata, Actinopteri, Clupeiformes, Clupeidae. Gene Ontology annotation, cellular component: mitochondrial intermembrane space. Gene Ontology annotation, biological process: mitochondrial respiratory chain complex IV assembly. The transcript is spliced from 4 exons. The record is from RefSeq and is a predicted model, not a curated record. Gene Ontology annotation, molecular function: copper ion binding; copper chaperone activity. The coding region runs from base 181 to 384 and encodes 67 amino acids.
UACAUUACCCAGCAUUCAUUUGUCAUGGAUUAUGUCAGACCAGACAUGUUUCAUGUUGUGCAAGGAAGGACACACAUGGUUAGAGGGCUGUAGUUCAUCAGGAUUUGUCUGAGUACACGAUAUCACCAGCUUUUCAAGAUUUCAGCAGUUGUUUCUAAACCGAUUUGCCCUCGUCUCGAUAUGUCGUCCAUCUCUGCCGCUAGCGUUACCGAACCAUCAGCUGCCAUUGAGGGAGCGGAAAAGAAACCACUGAAACCAUGCUGUGCGUGUCCAGAGACCAAAAAAGAAAGGGAUGCAUGCAUCAUUGAGAAGGGAGAAGAAAGUUGCACAGGCCUCAUCGAAGCUCACAAGGAAUGCAUGAGGGCGCUUGGAUUCAAGAUUUGAUUACUUCAGGACUUGAGACAGUGUGUAUUGGAUGGUGUGCUGCUUGGAGUAGAACCAGGGAUAUUCCUCUAGGCUUUAUUUAUGUUCCCUUUGAGGGAAGAUUGCUGAACCGUGAACGUUUGUCUUAAUGCUCUGAAAUUGUGAAUAUGUUUUUGAACAAAUGUGAAAUAAACAAUCCUAUGCAAGA